UUCCAGCAGCCCUGGCUCACUCCUGCCCACCCUCUCAUCUGUUCCUCUCACCCUCUGUCCCUCCACUGUCCUGCAUCAUGGGGACUGCCUCAGGCCCCCACCUGCUGCUCUUGCUGCUGGCCAGCCUCUCCCUGGCCCUGGGGGAUCCCAUGUACUCCAUGAUCUGCCCCAAUAUCCUGCGGCUGGAGAAUGAGGAGACCAUAGUGCUGGAGGCCCACGAAGUGCAAGACAACGUUGCAGUCACAGUCACUGUCCACGACUUCCCGGCCAAGAAGCAAGUGCUAUCCAGUGAGAAGACUGUGCUCUCCAGCGCCACAGGACACUUGGGCAAUGUCACCAUCAAGAUCCCUGCCAGCAACGAGUUCAGAUCAGACAAAGGGCGCAAGUUCGUGACAGUGCAGGCAAACUUCGGGGCUACGCAGGUGGAGAAAGUGGUGCUGGUCAGCCUUCAGAGCGGGUACCUCUUCAUCCAGACAGACAAGACCAUCUACACCCCGGGCUCCACAGUCCUCUAUCGGAUCUUCACCGUUGACCACAAGCUGCUGCCCGUGGGCCGGACUGUUAUCGUCACCAUUGAGACCCCAGAAGGCAUCCCCAUCAAGCGAGACACUCUGUCUUCUCACAACCAGUAUGGCAUCUUGUCCCUGUCUUGGAACAUCCCAGAGCUGGUCAACAUGGGGCAGUGGAAGAUCCGAGCCUACUACGAACACUCCCCGCAGCAGGUCUUCUCUGCUGAGUUUGAGGUGAAGGAGUAUGUGCUGCCCAGUUUCGAGGUCCUGGUGGAGCCCGCUGAGAAAUUCUACUACAUUGAUGACCCCAAGGGCCUGGAAGUCACCAUCACCGCCAGGUUCUUAUAUGGGAAGAACGUGGAUGGAACAGCUUUUGUCAUCUUUGGGGUCCAGGAUGGCGACCAAAGGAUUUCUCUGGCCCAGUCCCUCACCCGCAUUGUGAUCGAAGACGGUGUUGGGGAGGCUGUACUGAAACGACAGACGCUACUGGAAGGGGUGCAGCCCUCCAGGGCUGAUGCCCUGGUGGGGAAGUCCUUGUACGUGUCUGUCACUGUCAUUUUGCACUCAGGCAGUGACAUGGUGGAAGCAGAGUACAACGGAAUCCCCAUCGUGACCUCUCCAUACCAGAUCCACUUCACCAAGACACCCAAGUACUUCAAGCCAGCCAUGCCCUUUGAUCUCAUGGUGUUUGUGACAAACCCCGACGGCUCCCCGGCCCGCCGUGUACCCGUGGUGACCCAGGGCAAUGACGUGCAGUCUCUCACCCAAGACGAUGGUGUGGCCAAACUAAGCAUCAACACGCCCAACAGUCGGCAGCCCCUCACCAUCACGGUGCGCACCAAGAAGGAGGGGAUCCCGGAGGCACGGCAAGCCACCAAGACGAUGCAGGCCCAGCCCUACAGUACAAUGCACAAUUCCAACAACUACCUACAUCUCUCCGUGCCUCGUGUCGAGCUGAAGCCAGGAGAGACCCUCAAUGUCAACUUCCACCUGCGCACAGAUGCUGGCCAGGAAGCCAAGAUCCGUUACUACACCUACCUGGUCAUGAACAAGGGGAAGCUGCUGAAGGCAGGUCGCCAAACUAGAGAGCCCGGCCAGGACCUGGUGGUCCUACCUUUGAGCAUCACUUCGGAUUUCAUUCCUUCUUUCCGCCUGGUGGCUUAUUACACGCUGAUUGGUGCCAGCGGCCAGAGGGAGGUGGUGGCCGACUCUGUGUGGGUUGAUGUGAAAGAUUCUUGUGUGGGCACGCUGGUGGUAAAAGGUGGCGGGAAAGAUGAUCGGCAGCCUCUACCUGGGCAGCAGAUGACCCUCAAGAUAGAGGGUGACCGUGGGGCCCGCGUGGGGCUGGUGGCUGUGGACAAGGGCGUGUUUGUGCUGAACAAAAAGAAUAAGCUGACUCAGAGUAAGAUUUGGGAUGUGGUGGAGAAGGCAGACGUUGGCUGCACCCCUGGCAGUGGGCAGGACUAUGCGGGUGUCUUCAAGGAUGCAGGUCUGGCCUUCAAGACCAGCAAAGGCCUGCAGACCGCCCAGAGGGCAGAAACCGAGUGCUCAAAGCCAGCCGCCCGCCGCCGCCGCUCUGUGCAGCUCAUGGAGAAGAGGAUGGACAAAGUUGGUCAGUACAAGAGCAAGGAGCUGCGGAAGUGCUGCGAGGACGGUAUGCGUGACAACCCGAUGCGGUUCACCUGCCAGCGCCGAGCUCGCUUCAUCUCCCAGGGGGAGGCGUGCGUGAAGGCCUUCAUGGACUGCUGCACCUACCUCGCCCAACUGCGCGAGCAGCACCGGCGCGAGGGCAAGCUGGGCCUGGCCAGGAGUGAGCUGGAUGAGGACAUCAUUCCAGAAGAAGACAUCAUAUCUAGGAGCCAGUUUCCAGAAAGCUGGCUGUGGACCAUAGAAGAACUGAAAGAACCAGAGAAGAAUGGAAUCUCCACGAAGAUCAUGAACAUCUUUCUGAAAGACAGCAUCACCACGUGGGAGAUCCUGGCUGUGAGCUUGUCAGACAAGAAAG
Castor canadensis (American beaver) is the source of this 2514-nucleotide messenger RNA. The record is from RefSeq and is a predicted model, not a curated record. NCBI's taxonomy places the organism in Eukaryota, Metazoa, Chordata, Mammalia, Rodentia, Castoridae.